GCACUUUCAAGUUAACCAACUGCAUUCUGAAUUCGUUUGCAUGCGAAUCUGGCAUGGUUUGCGAUGAUCCCUGCAUUCCAGUUCGCGCUGGGACACCAGGUGUUGCAGGGCCUCGUGACCGUGGGGCGCUAUGAUGGCAAACGGCCCUGCCUCUCUGCUGGAACCACCGCAGGGAAGGUGCUGAUCCAUUGCCCUCACAACCGCGUUGAGAACCCUCAGAAUGAGGUGAUGUUUCUGAACAUCAACCGCAAGAUCACAUCCGUGGUUACCGGCAUGUUGAACCCGGCGCUCCAGCGCGAUGUGCUGAUGGUGGGCACCCAGACGUCACUCAUGGUCUACGACGUCGAGGAGAAUGCCGAUCUCUUCUUCAAGGAAGUGCACGAUGGCGUCAAUGUCAUUGCCUUCGGACAUCUUCCUGCCAUCGAACAGCCCGUGUGUGUCGUCGGUGGCAACUGCUCCGUUCAGGCCUUCGACGCGGAAGGGAGCGAGCUCUAUUGGACGGUGACAGGCGAUAAUGUGAGCUCCUUGGCCUUUUGCGACGUGGACGACGACGGACACCCGGAGCUGCUGGUGGGCACCGAAGACUUCGAGAUCCGCGCGCUCAAGUCGGAGGAAGUCCUCAAAGAGAUCACCGAGACCGAUGUGGUCAUCCGCAUCAAGCCCUUGCACAAGUGUCGCUUCGCCUACGCGCUCAUGCAUGGCACCGUGGGCGUCUACGACAAGCUUUCACGUGCAUGGCGAGUGAAGUCGAAGAAUCGAGUCAACUGUAUCGAUUGCUUCGACUUGGACAACGACGGCGUUCCCGAGCUGAUUGCAGGAUGGGAGAAUGGCAAGGUGGAGGUCCGCAACGAGAAGAGCGGCGAGGUCAUGUGCAAGGACUACUUUCAAGCUCCAGUGGCCGCCUUGGUGCACGCGGACUAUCGCCUGGAUGGACGUGAGACGUUGAUGUGCUUGACCUCGGAGGGCGACGUGCGUGGCUGGCUGCCAUCCAGUAGCGGAGCUGAACACAGUGGCCUCCGGAGUGGCGUGGCUGCACAAGAGGCGAAGGAGAAUGACAAUUGGCGAGACCUCCAGGCUCAAAAGGCCAAGCUCACGCAGGAACUGGCCAGCUUCAAGGAACAGCUGAAGCAGUACAAGUCAGAUGGCAAAGAGACGGGACAAGGAGUGAUUCCAACCGAUACGAAGCUCAACGCCUCGUUGAAAGCCAACAAAGCUCAUGGCACGGUGGAGCUGCAUUUGAUGACCACGAACUACUCCGUGAUCCGCGCGGUGGUGAUCUUUGCUGAGCACCUCUUCGAUGGCGAGGCCUGUAUGUUGCAUCCGUUGCCACCCUCCAACAAUGUCAUCGUGCAGAUCUCGCCGGCCAAGGACGUGCAGACCACCAUGAGCAUCAAGGCCAUGACGGGUGUCACCGUGAGCAGCGUCCAGUAUCACGUCUUCGAGCUGAACUACGUGAUGCCGAAGUUCGCCAUGUAUCAUCAGGUGGACGAAGCUCCAGUGCCCAGUGGAACCGUGAACUUUGUGGUUCAGGAGCGGCCCAACCACAUUUGGUCGUGGCUGCAGCGCUCCUUCAUUUCGAUUCCCGAACAGAUGCCGGCGCCCAGCGGUGCCAACGUGCUGGAGGUGAAUUUCAUCUCCCUUCGCACGAACGAGCCAUUGUGCAUCACCGUGAGCAAGGAGCAGGCAGGGCUGAUGACCAUCCGUACCGAUGACAUGGAGACGGCGGGUGAAAUGGUGCAAGACCUUUGCAACUUCUUGCAGGUGACGGAGCUGGAGAGUACUGCGAACUUUCCCGCAGAGAUGGAGAAGUUCCAACAGGUCCUCACGCGAGUGGACGAGUACAACGCCGUCCGCAUGAAGUUGACGGCUGAGAUGGCUGACAGUGCCAACCUGGUCAAGGCCAGAGGGUGGAUAAGACUGGGGGAGAGUCUCAGAUCAAGGAUAGUUGGUGAAGCUUGUGGAGAGCUUGAACCAGAUCCAUCUGCGGACGAGGCUUGGAAGCAUCAGUUUCAGAAGCUGCGCCUGGUGUGACGAUGAGGAGCUGGUGCUGGGAGCAGUUCUUGGAAAGGGAACGUUGAAUUAUGGGGAGUGUUGAGUAUUGCAAGAAAGGUGUCAGCUAGGCAAGCAGGCUUCCAUCCAGGCAGCUGCAUAGCAGGACAAGUGUUUGCGCAGAGAGACUUUAACGGCUGGUGGGUGGGGAUUCGGGCAACCAAGGAACCAUCUGAAAACCGUUCAAUGUUUGUUUGGCAACAUAUUUUUAGUAUUGGGGGGAUUGUAUUGGUGGGCUCUUGCCACACUCCAACACAGAUCGGCUACUAAGCGCCUGGUGUACCAUGCGCCCUUGCUCGUGGUUUCCUAUUCCAGCCCAGCAGUUCCAAAAAGCCAGGCAAAAUGCGGUGUUUUGAGGCACGAGGAUUUUAGCUUGAAGUUGCUGGAGGCUGUCGGCACGGUCGACGUUUUGAUUUGCCCCCACACUGGAGAGGCAGCUUGCUUGACGCCCUUGGCAGGUGGGGUCCUGAAGCACAACCAACAAGCUUUUGGCCUUCGCCCGUGUGCUUCAGUCCUGUUGCCGGCUCCGCGGUUUUCAGGCGACAUGCUUCUCAUCUUACAGCCCAAGAUUGGCCACUUGAAAGUGCGGCAGCUCCCUUUUCCAGCCACGCCUUCCCAGGUCAAUCGCCAAGUUGAAAACGGACCAAGGCUGCGGCUAAAUGGUCAUCACGGGCUUGGCAAGGUUUGUGAACAAUUACCGAGCGUGGCAGUGAGAUUCAGCUGCGGCGAGGAAUAUCCAUUGCCUCAGCUGCCUCCACCUAACCUGCCACCGAAAGACCGCAGGCGGCCAAAGGCCAAGGCUAAGUCAGACGGCGGGAAGCCAGCUGCAACUGAGGCCCUGAGGUUGACUGAGAAAUGUUGGGGUGCGCAUGUCUCAGAAAUGGACCAUCUAUUUCUCAAACGUGAUUCGGGCCAAGAAUAGGCACUAACCCACGCAAGCUUCUAUUUAGCAUUCCAUCUAUUUUGUCGGCGCGUGUAUUUUUGUCUGUGUGACCUUCAAAAUUCAAAAGUAUCCACAAUUCAAGCCCGAAACCACAGCUCGCUGCUGCAUUGGAGGGGUGUCAAAGAGACCAUGGGCCUCAGCUUUGAAUCGUAGGCAGUUUUGGAUCGUUGGACGCAAGAGUGGGAACAAAGUGAGAGAAGACAGUGCAGUGUACCACGCAAGCGGAUGGUAUGCCGGUAUGCCAGUGAGGAUGGAGGAUGGAGGAGUCGGUAUGCCUCUCAGCGUCGCCCACAUGGCCAGAUAUUCCAUGGAUACCCACGCAGGCCCUUCCCGUGCGCGCCACUGGAGCAACCUUGGCACAGGUCUCUUGGGUUCCGGGUUGGCUUUCUCUGCGUUUGUAGUGCCAAGGGCGAACCCAAUCCGGUCGUUCGGGUCCGGCGUUUCUCCGGUUUGCACCAGGUGUUUCCUCGAGUUCACUUCUCAGGUUUUUGGGGAGAACGAGAGCACGCGACUCCAUGCCGGUUUAGGCUCAAGGGACGAUGAGCGGUCCCCCAGGGUCAGCUCUUCCCUUGGCCACCGGUUUGGAGGAAACGACAACGUGAUUGACCCGCACGUUGCUGGGGAGCUUUGGUUUGUUUUGGCUGGUUGGUUUUCCUGGUUCUGGGUCCUACGGUGUCAUCCCUGUGGUGACUCGUGGCUGAUCUGAAGGGGGUCUGGUUGGGCUUGGUAGGCGCAGCCAAGGUACAAGACGGAACGGCAAGACAGGGGGAACGAUAGCUGAAUGUGAAAGCAGGGAUGCAAGUACGGUGACCGUCGACGCCGGGCUUUGUUCGUCUCGCGGCUCAGCCUUAGACACCCCGAAGAAGUGACAGCCAGGCUGC
Messenger RNA from Durusdinium trenchii, 3873 nucleotides. The record is from the annotation of a GenBank genome assembly. Lineage: Eukaryota; Dinophyceae; Suessiales; Symbiodiniaceae.